Messenger RNA from Coccidioides immitis RS, 3120 nucleotides. Its product is annotated as extracellular serine-threonine rich protein. The record is from RefSeq and is a predicted model, not a curated record. NCBI's taxonomy places the organism in Eukaryota, Fungi, Ascomycota, Eurotiomycetes, Onygenales, Onygenaceae. The transcript is spliced from 3 exons. Bases 729 to 2777 code for a protein of 682 amino acids.
GUACAUCCAUGUCCUGCACGCGAUCCUCUUAAGGACGCUAUCCGCUUUAUCCGGUAGCAACUAUUGGCUAGUUGCGUUUUCGGUUCCUGGCUAGCGAAAAAGAGGAACUCAGGUCCAGCAUGCAAGCUCUCGGACUUUGGCGUUGAACCAACGUUUCAUGGUUUGGCAUCCUUCUCUAGCCUAGCGAUUGUUGGACUUCCAAACUCGCCACCGGCUUCGUGAGCCUUGCAAUGGAGAAGACAUUGCAUAUCCAGCCACUGGAUGGGCCUUUAGGCCCCUCAUGAUUCGGAAAGUCAAUUUCUAGUUCGCUGCAUCGCAGCGCCAGGGGUUUCUCCUCCAGCUUCUGACGAGUGCUUCCGGAACCCGUCUGUGCUUGGCCUCCUUUGAAGGAGCCAAACAUAUAUAUACCAACAUACCCAGAGCUCCUUCUCCGUGUUUGAUUUCUCUGUCAGUUGUUCUAGUUUGGGCUACCAAACCUCUUUUCUUCUUCUAUCAUUGUUUUUACAGUAUUGCUGGCUUUUUGUUUUAGUCUAUCAACUCAGCAUUCACUCGUUGUAAUUCAAAGCCAGUCAUUUUAUACAUAAUAAUUGCCUGCGGCAAGCCAUCUCUCUCUCUCUAUAUAUAUAUCUCUCUGCAUCUAUCUCUUCCUCCCUACUUUCAGCAAGUCUGAUUCCAUCUAUUACUGAAUAAAUAAUCGUUUUCGCCUUGACUCUUCCGCUCUUUUCACCAUGAAAAUCUACCAGAGUACCGCCGUGCUCUGGCUCAUUGUCCACCAAGCAAGCGCUACCCUGUGGGGCCAUGGCUCUUUUCCGUUCUUCAGAACCCCUCUGAGAUGUGACAACGUGUGCACUCCUGGCCAGGAGAAAGGCUAUGAUUGGGGUGGCAUUGGCCUUGGCCUUAUCGACCUCUUCGACGACUUCAACUUCUCGGGCUUCACCUGCAAAAAUAUCCUUGAUUUCAAGAAAUGGACUGGGAAAUUCCAAGACAAAUGCAUCGAAGGAACUCUGCAGAAGGACAAGUCGCUCUGUCCCACAAUCAUUUCCAGCAGAAGGAAAGGGUUUUCUAUUGAUACCUUUCAUAUCACUGUUGACAUCGAUAUUGAUGUUGCCUUCGAGUAUAACAUGCCUGAUGGAAAGACCUGCAGAGAAAUCCAUCCAUGCUCCCCGGGAGGAUCUAUCAUCAAGAAUACCCAGUGUGGAGGUGCCACUUCGGUGUCCUUCUUCAUCCCCAGUUUUGCUCUGAAGGCGAAAUGCAAGUUCGCCAUCCACAAAAUCAUUUUCAAGUGCGGUCCUCCACAGUUCACAAAGACUGUUGUUCCCAGCUUGCCUGCUUCAACCACAGACAUUACUUUGUCGACUCAGCCGACUCGCCCCUCAACCACUGAAUCUGUUGACGUUACAACCACAAGUGCGCCGUCUGUGACUACUUCCACCGAGGGUGGAAACACCCCCGGUCAAAGCAGCACCGACAUUAUUCCAGGCGAAAGUUCUACUGUGAUUAUUCCAGGCGAAAGCUCGACUGUGAUUGUACCAGGCGAAAGCACGACUGAGGUUGUUCCAGGAGAAAGCACCCCGGUCAUCACCCCAACUGUUUCUCUGUCAACCUCGACUGUGUUUACAACCAGCCUUGUUACCAUCACUAGCUGUGCUCCAGACGUUCCAGACUGCCCGGCCCAGUCACAAUCUACCGUUGUUGUCACUUCUACCGUUGCGAUCUCUACAACGCUUUGCCCAAUCACAAUUACCCCAACUGAGCCAGCGGGUCCAAGCAGCACGCCAGGAAUUCCAGGACAACCAUCUCAGCCCGGCGAUGACAGCUCCAACGUUCCCAUCCCUACAGAAAUCACCCAGACAAACGUCCCAGGCCAACCUAGCACAACCAGCGGAGCUUCGCGUGUUGAAUCAACGCCCAAUGUUCCAGGACAGCCAUCUCAGCCCGGCGAUGACAGCACCAACGUUCCCAUCCCUACAGAAACCACCCAGACAAACAUCCCGGGACAACCAAGCUCACCCCAAAACUCCUCUCCAGUCGAGUCUACUCCAAAUGUUCCCGGGCAGCCAACCACGACUAGCGGUUCUUCGCCUGUCGAGUCGAGCCCAAGCAUUCCAGUACCAACCUCUCCAUGCCCGGAUGUCGUUCCCAAGUGUUUUAACACCUGGUUGGAACUUCUUCCCAAGUGUAACUCUAACAGCGAUGCUAGCUGCUUCUGUCCAUCCUCAGAGUUCACUUCUGAAGUUAUCAAAUGUAUUGAGGCUUGGGGUGCCUCCGAUGAGGAAGUCCGGACCGCUAUUUCGUUCUUCACUGGUAUCUGCGCUCCAUACAUCCCUAAGAACCCUGGAAUCAUCACCAAGGUUCCCACUUACAUCCCCAUCGGUCCACCCCCAACUGCUACCGCCCCAGCUGGCGUUACUGUUACUCAGACGGUUCCGUGCACCACCAUCACUGUUUCCCAAGUGAUUACCCUGACUAACGCCGAACCGACCACCCUCACCACCGAAAUUACUGUUCCUCAAGUCUCCUUCACGACCGGUGGGCCUGGACCCAACCCAACCGUCGACCUUAUCCCCGGCCCCGCGCCCGCCCUUUCUACCCCGUCCGGAGAGGCCGGCCCGGGUGCAUCUACCCUCCUUACCGUGCCAGCCACUGCACCUGGCGGGCCAAGACCUACCGGCCCUGAAGAGUUCACCGGUGCUGCCGCGUCGUUCUCCGUCUCAGGCAGAUUCCUCUUCAGCGCCGCCGCUGCAGCGGUUGGCUUCAUUGCGCUUCAAAUGAUGUGAUUAUCAGAUGCACUAUAGGCAAUUAGUGCUUUACAUUCCCUCUCUAGAUGACCUCUUUGCUCUUAUCCUUGUUUAUAUCAUAUUCUCUUACUCUUUUUUUGUUUACCUCCAAUCCCUUUGGACGAGGACAAAAUAAAUACCAAACCCUGGUUUGCACUACUCAGUACAUGUCUUUUCUUAUUUUUAUUCUCCAUGCAUGAUGGCUAUUGAUGGUGUGACUUGAAUCUCAUAUAGAGUGUAAUUAUCAUGUGUUCUGACAUUUCGGAUAUACCAUUGACCAUAGUACUGGUUAAUAUCAAUUAAUAUGUAAAUUAUAAUUCAAAACGAAUCUUUUCUAUUUAAA